AUGGAAACUGGAAGAGCUGGGGCCUGGGGCCUGGGGCAAUGGAAUAGUAGAAUCGGAGAUGGAUCGACAACUGGAAUCGGAGCUGGUGGAGGUGGAAUCGGAGCUGGUGGAGGUGGAAUCGGAGCUGGUGGAGGUGGAAUCGGAGCUGGUGGAGGUGGAAUCGGAGCUGGUGGAGGUGGAAUCGGAGCUGGUGGAGGUGGAAUCGGAGCUGGUGGAGGUGGAAUCGGAGCUGGUGGAGGUGGAAUCAGAGCUGGUGGAGGUGGAAUCAGAGCUGGUGGAGGUGGAAUCGGAGCUGGUGGAGGUGGAAUCGGAGUUGGUGGAGGUGGAAUCGGAGCUGGUGGAGGUGGAAUCAGAGCUGGUGGAGGUGGAAUCGGAGCUGGUGGAGGUGGAAUCAGAGCUGGUGGAGGUGGAAUCGGAGCUGGUGGAGGUGGAAUCAUCGGAGCUGGUGGAGGUGGAAUCAGAGCUGGUGGAGGUGGAAUCGGAGCUGGUGGAGGUGGAAUCGGAGCUGGUGGAGGUGGAAUCAGAGCUGGUGGAGGUGGAAUCGGAGCUGGUGGAGGUGGAAUCGGAGCUGGUGGAGGUGGAAUCGGAGCUGGUGGAGAUGGAAUAGUAGAAUCGGAGAUGGAUCGACAACUGGAAUCGGAGCUGGUGGAGGUGGAAUCGGAGCUGGUGGAGGUGGAAUCAGAGCUGGUGGAGGUGGAAUCGGAGCUGGUGGAGGUGGAAUCGGAGCUGGUGGAGGUGGAAUCGGAGCUGGUGGAGGUGGAAUCGGAGCUGGUGGAGGUGGAAUCGGAGCUGGUGGAGGUGGAAUCGGAGCUGGUGGAGGUGGAAUCGGAGCUGGUGGAGGUGGAAUCAGAGCUGGUGGAGGUGGAAUCAGAGCUGGUGGAGGUGGAAUCAGAGCUGGUGGAGGUGGACUCAGAGCUGGUGGAGGUGGAAUCGGAGCUGGUGGAGUAUCCUGGUGGAGGUGGAAUCGGAGCUGGUGGAGGUGGAAUCGGAGCUGGUGGAGGUGGAAUCGGAGCUGGUGGAGGUGGAAUCAGAGCUGGUGGAGGUGGAAUCGGAGCUGGUGGAGGUGGAAUCGGAGCUGGUGGAGGUGGAAUCGGAGCUGGUGGAGGUGGAAUCGGAGCUGGUGGAGGUGGAAUCGGAGAUGAUGGAGGUGGAAUCGGAGCUGGUGGAGGUGGAAUCGGAGCUGGUGGAGGUGGAAUCGGAGCUGGUGGAGGUGGAGCUGGUGGAGGUGGAAUCGGAGCUGGUGGAGGUGGAAUCGGAGCUGGUGGAGGUGGAAUCGGAGCUGGUGGAGGUGGAAUCGGAGCUGGUGGAGGUGGAAUCGGAGCUGGUGGAGGUGGAAUCGGAGCUGGUGGAGCUGAUGGAGGUGGAAUCGGAGUUGGUCGAUGUGGAAUCGGAACCGGUAGAGCUGGAAUCGGAGCCGGCGAAGGUGUAAUCAGAGCUAGAGGAGGUGGAAUGAGAGCUGGUAUAGAUGGAAUCAGAGCUGGUGGAGGUGGAAUCGGAGCUGGUGAAGGUGGAAUCGGAGCUGGUGGAGGUGGAAUCAAAGCUGGUGCAGGUGGAAUCGGAGCUGGUGCAGGUGGAAUCGAAGCUGGUGCAGAUGGAUCGACAACUGGAAUCGGAGCUGGUGCCCGGCGCCUCAGAGCUGGUGGAGGUGGAAUAAAAGCUGGUGGAGGUGGAAUCAGAGCUGGUGGAGGUGGAAUCGGAGCUGGUGGAGGUGGAAUCAGAGCUGGUGGAGGUGGAAUCGGAGCUGGUGGAGGUGGAAUCAGAGCUGGUGGAGGUGGAAUCGGAACUGGUGGAGGUGGAAUCGAAGCUGGUGAAGGUGGCAUCGGAGCUGGUGGAGAUGGAAUUGGAGCUGGUGGAGAUUGA
Messenger RNA from Caenorhabditis briggsae, 1860 nucleotides. The record is from RefSeq and is a predicted model, not a curated record. NCBI's taxonomy places the organism in Eukaryota, Metazoa, Nematoda, Chromadorea, Rhabditida, Rhabditidae. The transcript is spliced from 5 exons. The coding region runs from base 1 to 1860 and encodes 619 amino acids.